CCCCAAAUCAUUAUAUUUCUUUCCUUUCUUUGUUCACUUCUUGUCCUUUUUCGUUAAGGCCCCUUUGGUUACUUUAUUUAAACAACGAAACAAAAAAAAAGAGAGAAAGAGUCUUGCUGAUUACAUACAGAGAAUGUCCAAAGCAUCUUCGUUUGUUCGUGAAUACAAAUUAGUGAUGGUCGGAGGCGGCGGUGUUGGUAAGUCGGCCCUGACUAUUCAAUUCAUACAGUCUCACUUUGUCGAUGAAUAUGAUCCAACUAUUGAAGAUUCAUAUCGUAAGCAAUGUGUCAUUGAUUCAGAAACUGCCCUACUUGACGUACUCGAUACUGCAGGUCAAGAGGAAUAUAGUGCUAUGAGGGAACAAUACAUGAGAAAUGGUGAAGGAUUUCUAUUAGUAUAUUCAAUUACAUCACGUAUGUCCUUUGAAGAAAUAUCAACAUUUUAUCAACAGAUUUGUCGUGUCAAAGAUCGUGAUUAUUUCCCGAUGGUUUUGAUCGGCAAUAAGUGUGAUCUGGAAUCGGAUAGACAAGUGUCAAGUCAAGAAGGAAGAGACUUGGCAAAAAACUUUGGCUGUCAAUUCAUCGAGACAUCGGCAAAGCAAAGAAUACAUGUGGAUGAUGCCUUUUUUGAAGUUGUGCGUGACAUUCGUCGAUAUAACAAAGAGCAAGAGACACGGGGGCAUAAUCAAUUUGGCAUGCAAAAUGCCCCUGAUGUCGGCUCGGAUAAAUGUUGUAUAUUGAUGUAAGAAACCAACCAUCAUGAUAUAAAUUUUUUUCGAAAAUUGCAAUUGCUUAAACACACACAGACACGCACACACACACACACACAGACACCUAUAUAAAUAUAUAUAUAAUACAUAUAUAAUUACGCUAAUGAUUAUUUAUUUCUCUUUACUAUACAACUUUAAUACAUAUAUCAAUCUCAUUUUGAACACAAAAAAAAAAAAAAAAAAAAAAAAAAA
Messenger RNA from Mycotypha africana, 961 nucleotides. Its product is annotated as ras-like protein 1. Lineage: Eukaryota; Fungi; Mucoromycota; Mucoromycetes; Mucorales; Mycotyphaceae. The record is from RefSeq and is a predicted model, not a curated record. Gene Ontology annotation, molecular function: GTP binding; GTPase activity; GDP binding. Gene Ontology annotation, biological process: signal transduction. Gene Ontology annotation, cellular component: plasma membrane. The transcript has 4 exons. Bases 134 to 745 code for a protein of 203 amino acids.